AAAACGGAGGCAGAUAUCAGUUCCUAUGCUGGUUAUGUGGGUUCUUCAUUCAUGUUUGGCAGAAGUUUAACAUCAAUUCCAUGGGGAAUGUUUGCCGAUCGAUAUGGUCGAAAAUAUGCUAUAGUUAUUGGCCUUGUUGCAGUUGUAGUAUUUAACACACUAUUUGGCCUUAGCACAAGUUUUUGGAUGGCUAUGAGCACAAGAUUUCUUCUUGGAAGUUUGAAUGGUUCACUUGGACCAAUAAAGGCUUAUGCUUGUGAACUUUUUCGAGAAGAACACCAAGCUAUAGCACUCUCAACUGUUAGUUCAGCUUGGGGCAUAGCUUUAGUCAUUGGUCCAGCAUUGGGAGGCUAUCUGGCUCAGCCAGUAGAGAAAUAUCCACACGUUUUUACGAAAGGUUCCUUAUUUGAUAAGUUUCCGUACUUCUUGCCCUGCUUCAUAAUAUCAGCCUUCACACUUGUUGUAUUAGUUGCCUGUAUCUGGCUUCCGGAAACAUUGCACAACCACAAUGUUAGUGUUGAGUCCAAUGAGGAUGCAGAAGCUUUAGAAAAUGAAAUCACAGAAAAGACAGUUCAGAAAGAUGAAAACCUCCUCUUGAAUUGGCCAUUGAUGUCAUCCAUUGUUGUUUAUUGUGUUAUCUCAAUGCAUGAUAUGGCUUAUACAGAGGUUUUCUCUUUAUGGGCAAUCAGUCCUCUUAAGCUGGGGGGUUUGAACUAUUCGACUGAUGAUGUUGGUAAUGUUCUUUCAAUAUCAGGUUUUACUCUUUUGCUCUACCAAAUCUUCCUUUACCCAUCUGUGCAGAAAGUUUCUGGACCUGUAAGACUUGCUCACAUUUCAGCGGCUAUAUCCAUACCUCUCUUGCAAAUUUACCCUUUCAUAGCAUUGUUAUCUGGCUUCACACUGCAUUUAUUGAUAAUUGCUUCUGUCCUAAAGUUCUGUUUCUCUGCAACCAUUGUGACUGGUUUAUUUCCUCUUGCAAAUAGAGCAGUGGAACAACACCAAAGGGGAGCAGCUAAUGGUAUUGCUAUGACUGGCAUAUUAAGUUGGUCACAGAAGAGAUCAGAUGCUUCUUUCCUCCCAGGCUCUCAUAUGGUGUUUUUUGUGCUGAACCUAGUAGAAGCACUUGGGGUGUUGAUGAUGUUCAAACCAUUCCUGGCUGAGAAAAAGAAAACCCCAUCACAACAGUUACAUUGAUUAUAUAAUCUAAGAGUUACAUGUUGCUGCUGAAUCCUGAGGAGAUACAUGAAAGCAAUAAGGUUAGUGAAGUCGGAAGAGAGAAAGAAACAAGGGAAAAUCACACAGAUCCCACACAAGAAUUCUAAUUUCUAAUUACCAAAAAGCUCCACAAAAUGCAAAAAUAACUCUGAAGUCCCAUUGGUUUUAAUUGCAAAUAAGUUUUGGCGUGCAUUUACCAAAAUGUCCGCUUGUAACCAUGGGAAGAGGUUUUUAAUUUUAAAAUAAGGACAUUUUGUUAAAUGCACUUCAAAACUUUUUUUUACAAUUAAAUCUUAUGAGAUUUCAGAGGUAUUUUUCCAAUUUGUGAGACUUUUUGGUAAUUAAAAUUUUUGUGUAAGACCUCAGUGUGAUUUUCCCAAGAAACAAGGACAAAAAUAAUGGAGAGAGGAGUGGCAAGAUCAAGAUCCAUGUGCUUUCUUGUGUUGAGAGAAAAAUCAUGGUGAGUUUUGUUAGUCAUGUUGAUCAUGUAUCCAAUCUAUUAUUGUUGUCUUUUUUUAUAAUGACGGUUGAUUAUCUCUAUGUUUUGAUUAAUUUAAUUGUUGUUUAGAUGUUGAAACUACUUGAUCAUAUUGUACUAUUGGCAUCUACUAUUUGGAGUGAAAUUUAAAACUUGAAGUUG
Molecule: messenger RNA, 1855 nt
Organism: Prosopis cineraria
Lineage: Eukaryota; Viridiplantae; Streptophyta; Magnoliopsida; Fabales; Fabaceae
Product: protein ZINC INDUCED FACILITATOR 1-like
Exons: 15
Coding region: 52-1194 (380 amino acids)
Biological process (GO): regulation of stomatal closure; transmembrane transport
Cellular component (GO): plant-type vacuole membrane; plasma membrane
Molecular function (GO): solute:potassium antiporter activity
Source: RefSeq, a predicted model, not a curated record